Molecule: messenger RNA, 1844 nt
Organism: Saprolegnia diclina VS20
Lineage: Eukaryota; Oomycota; Saprolegniomycetes; Saprolegniales; Saprolegniaceae
Exons: 1
Coding region: 21-1793 (590 amino acids)
Biological process (GO): cellulose catabolic process; proteolysis
Cellular component (GO): extracellular region
Molecular function (GO): hydrolase activity, hydrolyzing O-glycosyl compounds; protein binding
Source: RefSeq, a predicted model, not a curated record
CCCAACUUAAUGGCGCACAGAUGGUCGGGGCCGGCGACUUGCUGGAUACUGCGUUCGUUAGGAUGCAUCACAGCCCUCACUCUUCAAUUGACUACCAGUCGACAGCCAUGAAGCCAAGCCUGGCACUCGCACUGGCCGCCACCGCCAUCACGACCACGUCGGCGGCCAUCUGCAAGGGCAUCGCGCCCUACUCGUACACGGCCGCAGUCCAGGCCAAUGCGCAGUUUGCGCCUGCGAUCGACGAGCUCAAAAAGUACGCGGUCGCGACGUGGUACACGGACAACGGCGGCGACUCGAUCGACGCGCUCUUGGCCGCUUGUCCCAACGACACGCCCGUCAUCAUCGUGUACGGUCUGCCCGGGAAGGACUGCGCGUCGGGCUGGUCGGGCGGCGGCAACAACAAGAACACUGACCAGUACAAGGCGUGGGCCCAAAAGCUGGCCGACAAGGUCGGCAACCGCAAGGUCAUUUACAUUCUCGAGCCGGACGCCAUCGGCCUCCUCUCCAACAACAACUGCGCCGUCCAGAACGGGUACGCUGGCAACCUCGUCGCCGGCAAGAACAUCCUGGCUGCGAACAGCAAUGCGCAGAUCUACGCAGACGUCGCCGGCUGGUCCACGCAGGCCAACGCAGUCCAGGCCCUCAAGAACCUCGGCAAGCUCUCCGGUAUCGCGAUCAACACGUCUAACUACAAGAGCACGAACGAGAUGGUCCAAGCCUGCCAGUCGUACUCGAGCCAGACCGGCGGUCUCCACUGCAUCAUUGACACGUCGCGCAACUUUAACGGGUCGCCGCAGAACGAGUGGUGCAACGCGCGGUCGGGUGGCAUUGGCGCACCACCGACAGACAAUACGGGCAACCCGCUCGUCGACUACUUCCUCUGGCUCAAGGUCCCCGGCGAGUCGGACGGGCAGUGCUACGGCCAGUCAAGCGAUGCGAUGGUCGGGCCGGGCGCCGGGCAGUUCUUUCCCGAUGGCUUCAAAUCUCUCUGGGACCAAGGCUACUUUGUGUCGAAGGGCGCGGCCAAGAUCGGCCAAGCCCCGGCCCCAGCGCCGGCCCCUGCACCGAUUAACAGCCAGUGCGCUACCAAGGCCAACUGGGACUACUCUGGGAACGACCUCUACAGCUUCGGCGUCCAAGGCAGCACGAACGACCAAGUGAACAAGUGCUGCGCGUCGUGCCAGAGCGACAACAACUGCAAGGCGUUCACGGUGGCCUACAACAACUGCUACCUCAAGCACUCGACGGGCAACGGCGGCACGAGCCACAGCAGCGGUAUCGCUGGCACCAAGAGCGGUGGCGGGUCGAGCGGUGGCUCCUGCGGUGCGACCGAGGCCAACACCGACUACUACGGCAAUGACAUCACCCGGUACGCAGUCAGCGGCGACGCCAACAACCAAGCCAGCUACUGCUGCGACAAGUGCUCGGCAACGAGCGGCUGCGCGGGCUACACGAUCAACGGCGGCUUCUGCUACAUGAAGAGCCAGAUGGCCAACAAGUUUUGGAGCGCGACGGCAGUCUCGGCGACCCGGUCCGGCGCUGGUGCAUCAUCGUGCGGAGCAACCGAAGCCAAUACCGACUACUACGGCAACGACAUGAGCCGGUUCCCGGUGAGCGGCGAUGCCAACAGCCAGGUAAGCGACUGCUGUGGCAAGUGCUCGGCGACCAGUGGCUGCGCGGGCUUCACGAUCAACGGUGGCUUCUGCUACAUCAAGAGCAAGCUCGAAAACAAAUUUUGGAGUGGGACGGCGGUCUCGGGCCGUCGGGCGUCUUCGCGCCUCCGCCGUGUUUAACACGUUUAGUGUCUGUGAAUAAUACUAUCUUCCGUUCUUUGUGAGUACACA